AUGUAUACUUCUACUUCUAUUACUAAUAAGAACUAAUCCUUCAAGAGAGUUAAAGAAAGACUGGUUUGUGAAGCAAUUGAAAAAGUCGAGAGAUGGAGAUUAAUGUUUACUGAGGGAUUAUAAACUAACAACGGAGAAAUAAUCAAAGUCACCUUGAAUUAAGCUGCCGAAAUAGUUGGAAUUCCCAAAAAAACCCUUGAGGACUACACUUAACUAUUCAAAAAGGUGAAAUUACUCACGGCAGACAUAAAGCAGUUUUCUAACGAAAAGAUGGGAUUUCUGAGAAGUUACUUGAGAAAGAAUCAAAACAAACUUAAAAAGAAGCUUAAAGACUUGAGAAUAAAGGAACUUGAAGACUAAAGGAAGACCUAAGAACUCAUUUAAGAGUAGAAUUUAUUACUAAAAUAAAAAUUACACGAAGACACUGAAACCACAGAUAUUUGUGGAUCUCAUUAAGAAUCAUCAAAUCAAAUGAUAUGUGAUGAUUAAAAUUAUAUUGACACAGAAAUAUAAUGUCUACAGGAGGAAGAUUUAAACUUUUAAGAUUUUGAAAGCCACUAGUAUUAUUUCAACAGAGUGGGCAAUUUCCAAUAGGAAGAAGAUAUUGACAACUAUUUCCAAUCGACCUAAUGACAAAAAAUGAAAUAUUUUUUAGCACAUAUUAAACAUUAUUAUUUAAUGAAGUCAUCAUACGAAAA
This is a messenger RNA of Paramecium tetraurelia, 698 nucleotides long. RefSeq lists its product as uncharacterized. NCBI's taxonomy places the organism in Eukaryota, Ciliophora, Oligohymenophorea, Peniculida, Parameciidae. The record is from RefSeq and is a predicted model, not a curated record. The transcript has 2 exons.